UCUUCAGGCGACAAGCACAGCGGCCGCUGGCCACACCGAAACCGGAGUGAUGAGACGCGCUCACCUAACCAAGUCAUACUCUCAUUUUGCAGAAGCCAAUCGAUAGGCUAUGUAUGGAUAUCGCGCAAUAAAUGCCUAUUAUCUCCUCGCAAGCCAUAGGUAGGACGUGAUCGAUACCCGGAUGGCCCAAUUGCAAUCGCAGUUUCUCCUAUUGAAGCUCCAUCUGCGUGCUCGACAACCCCUCACUGACAGCUUCUUCGCCUUGAACCUCUACCAAGCCCUGGGAAAAUCAUUAUAUGUGCCGAACAUCCGAUCGCGCCUACGCUGUUUAUUGCCAGCAUAUAAACCGGCCUACACCCCCUCAAGACGAAGUUACACCACGUCCUCCCAAACGCCACACAAGAUGUCUACUCCAGAGAUACAACCCCGCUACCUCGACCUCUUCCAGAAGCUAGAAGCCAGCAUCACUAACGCGGGCUCUAUUCCCAACGACAAAUGGGCUAUUCUUGCAAUAGCAACACUUGUCGCGGGCCCCGACCCUGAGCGCGCAGACCAAUUAUACCUGUACCUCACCUCACAAUCCCGGUAUGCAACAUCCGAAAGCAGAAAGGAGCUCGUCCGGCGACUUCGCGAAGCGCUCUUCAAAGCCGUCAUUAUAGUCGGCGUCUGCAAGCCCAUUGAAGCCAUCCUAGCAAUUUCAAAGGUUGAGAAGGACGAGGACAAGGACAUCAGCCCGCCAACAAGAGAGAAGUGGACCAACGACGAAUCGAACCACGAGCGCGGGGUUGGAUGGUUCAGCAAGCUUUACGCAAGAAACGGAAAUUCAACCCUGGAUCUGUUCAAUGCGCACAAGGACUUUUCAUGGCUGAGUACGGAAAUUACCUAUGGGCUCUUCUUGAGUGACCGGCAGGUGCUGGAUGACCUGGACACGCAGUUGGUUGUUUUGCCUGCGAUAAUGAGCCAGAACUUGCCGAAUGAGACGAACUGGCAUAUCAGAGGGACGAGAAGGUUAGGGGUUCCCAUUGAGGACGUGAAGACUAUAACGGAGUGUGUUAAACUUGUUGCGGAGUUUUAUGGUGUGACUCUGGACAAGGUGCCGUCGGUUGAAGAUGUCGAGAAGGAUGUAUAGGCUUAAAAAUCCUUGGAUAAGUGUCGAAUAGCAUAUAUGCUUUGCGUCCUAGAUAAACAACAUAAGUAGAUCUGAGCCUUGGAAAUGCAUGUUUUGAUUCUUCACUCUAUGGACGUGGAUGGUCUGCAGAUUGAACAAUCAGACAUCAAGAACAGACGCGUGAGAAAGUACGGAGUAGAGGCCACAAGAAGUUUUCAGAAUCUGAUGGUCUCAAUAUCUGCUCUGUGUUGUAGUUGUCGA
This is a messenger RNA of Aspergillus calidoustus, 1369 nucleotides long. The record is from the annotation of a GenBank genome assembly. NCBI's taxonomy places the organism in Eukaryota, Fungi, Ascomycota, Eurotiomycetes, Eurotiales, Aspergillaceae.